AUGACGCUUAAACUUCAGCGCCUGAAAAGAGAGAUACGAGUGUGGUCAUGUCUGAGCCACCCCAAUUUAGUUCCGCUCCUCGGCUAUGUAGAUGGUGACAAUGGCCUUGGUUUCGUUUCUCCAUGGUAUCCAGAAGGGAACGUUAUCAACUUCAUUAAGAAACAUCCUAGUGCAAGCAGAGACAUAAUCUGUAUCGACGUAGCUUCGGGACUAGAAUAUCUUCAUUCACGGAACCCACCGAUUGUACAUGGUGAUAUCAAGGGACAAAAUAUUCUGAUCGCUUCGGAUGGACGUGCUUCGAUCUGUGAUUUCGGCCUAUCGAGGAUCUUGGACGAUAAUCCUACUGGAUUUACAUCUACUGUGGUUGGAAUGACCCUUCGCUUCUCAGCGCCUGAAUUACUGGAUGGGGGUGAGAAGACAAUGGAAACUGAUGUUUACGCUUAUGGGUGCACUUGCAUCGAGAUAUUGCUAGGGAAACCACCGUAUGAAGAUAUCCGCAGCGACAUGGCCCUGAUGAAGGCGGUUGCAAGUGGCACGCCCCCUAUCUCUCAUGAACAGCUCAAGGAGUGUGACUCAUGCCUCCCGCUUCAUAUUUUAAACCAAUGUUGGAGUAGUGGACCACGCGAGCGACCAGGGACUGAGGAGUUGGCAAAGACGUUUAGGGAUGCGUUUGGCUUGUGA
This is a messenger RNA of Cantharellus anzutake, 681 nucleotides long. RefSeq names its product kinase-like domain-containing protein. NCBI's taxonomy places the organism in Eukaryota, Fungi, Basidiomycota, Agaricomycetes, Cantharellales, Hydnaceae. Gene Ontology annotation, biological process: protein phosphorylation. Gene Ontology annotation, molecular function: protein serine/threonine kinase activity; ATP binding. Gene Ontology annotation, cellular component: cytoplasm. The record is from RefSeq and is a predicted model, not a curated record. Bases 1 to 681 code for a protein of 226 amino acids. The transcript is spliced from 4 exons.